Messenger RNA from Penicillium brasilianum, 959 nucleotides. The record is from the annotation of a GenBank genome assembly. Lineage: Eukaryota; Fungi; Ascomycota; Eurotiomycetes; Eurotiales; Aspergillaceae.
AUGGCAACUUUGAAGAAUAUCGCACUUGUCGGGGCAAGCGGCAACAUUGGGAAAAUCAUUCUAGAAAGCUUGGUCGUCUCAUCUGAUUUUGAAAUUACUGUUGUUUCGCGAAAGGAAAGCAAGGCAGUUUUUCCCUCGGGUGUUGCUGUCUAUAAGAGUGACUUCUCAGUUGCGGAUCUAGAGGCUGUUUUCAAGGGCAAAGAUGCUGUGAUUUCAGCAUUGGGAGCCACUGCAUUCGGCGAGCAAAAGAAACUCGUGGAUGCAGCCAUCAGUGCCGGUGUGAAGAAAUUCGUUCCAUCGGAGUUCUCGGCGAGUAGCCAGAAUGAAACGGUGAUUCAGCUGCUGCCACUCUUUGGGCAGAAGAAAGAACUCAUCGAAUAUCUGAAGACCAAGGAGGCUGAUGGAUUCAACUGGACCGGUAUUGCAACUGCUGGUUUGCUCGAUUGGGGUCUGGAGAACGGUUUCUUACAGUUCGACAUCGCCAGUCGUACGGCUACCAUCUGGGAUGGCGGGGACAAGAGUUUCACCCUCACCAAUGAGAAGUCCCUUGGUCAAUCAGUUGUCUCUGUCCUGCAGAAUCCCGAGCAAACCAAGAAUAAGUAUCUUUAUGUCGCCUCCGUUGAGACCACUCAGCGAGAGAUCCUUACGGCCCUGGAGAAAGCGACUGGUACGGAGUGGACAAUUCAGGAAACCACAACCGAGACCCAGCUUAGUGUGGCAGCAAAGAAGCUGACUGGUGGUGAUUUUGAAGGUGCCUUCAUCUUAGUUAGAGCGACUGUAUUCGGCAACAGCCCAGGCCUCAACGCCAACUAUGUCAAGGAUACAGAACUAGCGAACGACAUCCUGGGGUUGAAGCUAGAAAGUGUGGAGGAGACUGUCAAGAGCGUUGUCAAUAAGUAGACAAUUUCAUGUACCGGCAGAUACGAAUAGAGGUCUGAAGACCAUAUCAUAGCGUGUCC